Molecule: messenger RNA, 1107 nt
Organism: Beta vulgaris subsp. vulgaris (sugar beet)
Lineage: Eukaryota; Viridiplantae; Streptophyta; Magnoliopsida; Caryophyllales; Amaranthaceae
Product: probable methyltransferase At1g27930
Exons: 1
Coding region: 100-957 (285 amino acids)
Biological process (GO): xylan biosynthetic process
Source: RefSeq, a predicted model, not a curated record
AACAAUCUUCAUGUAUCCUCUAGUACUAGUGUAUAUAUAAAACCUUGCAAUCAAAGUUUAUAAGAGAAACAAAAACACCAACAAAUUAAUUAGCCAAACAUGAAGGGUAACAAAAGAAUCUCUACUCAUCUUGGGUCCGAUAGACCACGGCUAAUCGGCAUAGGUGUGUUGUUAGGGUUUGUUACGGGGGCCCUAUUAAUGUCGGCCCUCGUAAGUCCCACCGGUGGGUGGUCGUCGUAUCGAUUAUCUCUUUUCUCCACCACGGCAACCACCUCUAUGCAGCUAAAGGCGAUCCUCCACUACGCCACAUCAAAGGUGGUCCCACAACAAAGUCUAAAAGAAGUUACAGAAUCAUUUAACGUUCUCACAUCUUUAGGCUCGUGCAACUUUCUUGUUUAUGGGUUGGGAUACGACUCUCUCAUGUGGGCAGCACUCAAUCCAAAUGGAACCACCCUUUUCUUAGAAGAGUCUCCUGAGUGGGUUGCUACCGUUUUAAAAGACGCACCUUAUUUAAAUGCUAAAACAGUGUCGUACAAGACACACCUACGAGAUGCUGAUAAGUUAAUUAAAACUUACAAGGAAGAGCCUUAUUGCCACCCUAACAAGGCUUUCUUGCAGGGGAACCAAAAUUGCCCAUUGGCCUUAGAUAAUCUACCAAGAGAAGUGUAUGAAAGGGAGUGGGAUGUGAUCAUGGUCGACGCGCCGCGAGGAUUCUCACCGGAACAUCCAGGAAGGAUGGCGGCGAUAUUCUCCUCGGCCGUGAUGGCACGUCAAAGAAAAGGCCAGGGGAAUACACAUGUGUUCUUGCAUGAUGUUAAUAGGAAAGUGGAGGAAACCUUUGCAAAGGAGUUUUUGUGCAUCAAAAAUAAGGUUGGAGGUGUUGGAAGAUUGUGGCAUUUUGAGAUUCCACCAAUUCAACAUAGUGAUGAUAAUGAAGGAACCUUUAAAUUUUGUUAAACCUCAAUCAAGUAGAUGUUUAUGUUAUAUUAAUAAACCUAGUAGUUAGAGGUAAGACUGGGUAUAUUAUCAUUUUUUAAAGAUUAUUCAAACUUCUUCUUUUUUUAUUCUAUAUACAUAUAGAUAUAAUUCAUGAGAUUAAUUAUUGAA